Molecule: messenger RNA, 726 nt
Organism: Verticillium dahliae VdLs.17
Lineage: Eukaryota; Fungi; Ascomycota; Sordariomycetes; Glomerellales; Plectosphaerellaceae
Exons: 2
Coding region: 1-726 (241 amino acids)
Source: RefSeq, a predicted model, not a curated record
AUGGCCACCCUCAGCAAGCGCAAGUUUGUCAUUGCGGUUGUGUCAACAGAGUCAGUGGCGAAACGCGACGAGUUUAUUAAACAACUAGCCAAAGCCGCCCAUGAGGCCCUGUUCAACGAAGGCGGGACGCUGAAAUAUGCCGUCCUUACAUCGCGCGAUGUCGCUAGGGAAACAGACAUCUGGGUGAUUGAGGAGUACGUUCGCGCCCAAGCCACGACCAAACACGCAACGUCACUGACAGAGUAUGCAAGAUACAUUGACGAGGCUGCUUUCGAUCACCACAUGUCUCUUCCCUCUGUCAACGCCAUGCAGGUCUGGUUGGGUGAAAAUCUUGGACCAAAGCCUCCAACGAUGCAUAUCCUCACGUACCCAUCAGAUUCAUUUCAGUUCACGCGGCAACAGGUCAAUAAACAUACCGACCCUUGGAUCAUCAUCGCGAAGCUCAAUUACAUGGUUGGAGGUGUUGGUACGUCCCUUCCAUACUGGCAGGCCGUGGUGGAUCAAGGUCGUGAAGAGGAAGUAGGCACUUUGGUUUACGGCAUACUGAAGGACGAAGGCACUGUUGAAAGGUUGUUCACAAUGGAAGCCUAUGAGAGCGAGGCCUACCUGAAAGAUGUCCAUGUCAAAAGUGAUGCUAUUGCGGCUAGCAUCAGGGACACGAAACAUCUGCGCACUGGUAUCGAGUGGUCAUUUCUCAGGCUGGUGGCAGGUUUCUUGCAUAAGUAG